This is a messenger RNA of Williopsis jadinii, 645 nucleotides long. RefSeq names its product Ran GTPase GSP1 (gene GSP1). Gene Ontology annotation, biological process: protein import into nucleus; ribosomal subunit export from nucleus. Gene Ontology annotation, cellular component: nucleus; cytoplasm. Gene Ontology annotation, molecular function: GTP binding; GTPase activity. The transcript is spliced from 2 exons. Lineage: Eukaryota; Fungi; Ascomycota; Saccharomycetes; Phaffomycetales; Wickerhamomycetaceae. The record is from RefSeq and is a predicted model, not a curated record. Bases 1 to 645 code for a protein of 214 amino acids.
AUGGCUCAAGAAGUUCCAACUUUCAAGCUCGUUCUCGUCGGUGAUGGUGGUACUGGUAAGACCACUUUCGUCAAGCGUCAUUUGACUGGUGAAUUUGAAAAGAAGUACAUUGCCACCUUGGGUGUUGAAGUCCACCCAUUGGCUUUCUUCACCAACUUUGGUGAGAUUAAGUUCGAUGUUUGGGAUACUGCUGGCCAAGAGAAGUUUGGUGGUUUGAGAGAUGGUUACUACAUCAACGGUCAAUGUGGUAUCAUCAUGUUCGAUGUUACCUCCCGUAUCACCUACAAGAACGUUCCAAACUGGCACAGAGAUUUGGUCCGUGUCUGUGAAAACAUCCCAAUCGUCCUCUGUGGUAACAAGGUUGAUGUUAAGGAGCGUAAAGUUAAGGCUAAGACCAUCACUUUCCACAGAAAGAAGAACUUGCAAUACUACGAUAUCUCAGCUAAGUCCAACUAUAACUUUGAGAAGCCAUUCUUGUGGUUGGCUAGAAAGCUUGUUGGUAACCCACAAUUGGAGUUCGUUGCUGCUCCAGCCUUGGCUCCACCUGAGGUUCAAGUUGACGCCCAAUUGAUGGCUCAAUACCAACAAGAAAUGGAUGCCGCCACCGCCAUGCCAUUGCCAGAUGAAGAUGACGCCGACUUGUAA